Messenger RNA from Sorghum bicolor (sorghum), 1545 nucleotides. RefSeq names its product diaminopimelate epimerase, chloroplastic. Gene Ontology annotation, molecular function: diaminopimelate epimerase activity. The coding region runs from base 54 to 1265 and encodes 403 amino acids. The transcript is spliced from 9 exons. Lineage: Eukaryota; Viridiplantae; Streptophyta; Magnoliopsida; Poales; Poaceae. The record is from RefSeq and is a predicted model, not a curated record. Gene Ontology annotation, cellular component: cytosol; cytoplasm.
ACCUCCCUCCCCAAGUCAGUCCCCUAGCCUGUAGCGACUAGCGAGUAGCAACCAUGUCACCCGCCGCCGCCACAGCCUUCUCCGCGGCCUCCGUCGCCACCCCCCGCGGCCGCGUGAGCAUUCCGCUACGCGGGGUCCCCGCUGCCCCACGCCGCGUCGUCGCCUCGAUGGCCGUGUCCGCCCCCAGGUCCGGCAUCGCCACCUCGUUCCUCGAGCGCCGCGAGUCCGAGCGCGCUCUCCACUACCAGGUGUCCGCCCCCAGGUCCGGCGCCGCCGCCGCCGCCUCGUUUGUCGAGCGCCGUGAGUCCGAGCGCGCUCUCCACUUCGUCAAGUACCAGGGCCUCGGCAACGACUUCAUCUUGGUGGACAACAGGGACUCGUGGGUGCCCAAGGUGACGCCGGAGGAGGCCGUGAAGCUGUGCGACCGAAACUUCGGCAUUGGCGCCGACGGCGUCAUCUUCGUCAUGCCGGGGGUCAAUGGUGCGGAUUACAACAUAAAGAUCUUCAACUCUGACGGCAGCGAGCCGGAGAUGUGUGGUAAUGGAGUCCGUUGCUUUGCUCGGUUUAUAGCCGAGAUUGAAAAUCUGCAGGGGACAAAUAGCUUCACUAUUCAUACUGGUGCUGGAAAGAUCAUUCCUGAAAUGCAAAGUGAUGGGCAGGUAAAGGUUGAUAUGGACGAGCACAUCCCUUCUGGACCAGACAUCCCCACAAAACUGCUAGCUACCAAGAACAAAGCUGUUGUCCAAGCCAAAUUGGUAGUUGAGGGCUUACCAUGGCAUGUCACAUGUGUUAGCAUGGGUGUCACAUUUGGUGCAAAGGAGGUGAAGGUAAAGGUUGAUAUGGGCGAGCCCAUCCUUUCUGGACCAGGCAUCCCCACAAAACUGCUAGCUACCAAAAACAAAGCUGCUGUCCAAGCCGAAUUGGCAGUUGAGGGCUUAACAUGGCAUGUCACAUGUGUUAGCAUGGGCAACCCUCACUGUGUCACAUUUGGUGCCAAGGAGUUAAAGGUUGACGAUUUAAAAUUUAGCAAAAUUGGGCCUAAAUUUGAGCGUCAUGAAAUGUUUCCUGCUCGCACGAACACAGAGUCCGUACAGGAUUCGUCUUGCUCACACCUCAACAUGAGAGUCUGUGGGCAUGGUGCCGUGAUUAUUGCAGCUGUGGUCAUUAUGGUGACCUUGGCCUGUAGGGUGAUGUCUGGGCUCAAGAAGAAGGCUAGUGGAAGAAAGAAGGCAAUGCUUUCUUUCUUUUUCUUUUUUGAUCUGUAAAUUAAGUUGUUAAUGAAUCUGCUUCAUGUAUGAUGCACAUAUCAUACACACGGUUGUCUGCAUAGCUAAGAAGUGCAGAUGUGCAGGCACAUGGCAACGCCAUUGAUAGUGUAUACGGUGCCCUACAGUAGGGGAUGGUCAUUUACACAGUGCCGAUGGGGUGGUAAUUUACAUAGUGCAGAUGCGAUGACUGAUGUAUAUUUACAGGAGCAUACACUACAUAUCUGUUGAUGUUGUUAUAUGAUAUAGAAAUAAUAAAGCGGUCGUCUUGGACUCCGUA